Loxodonta africana (African savanna elephant) is the source of this 1629-nucleotide messenger RNA. RefSeq names its product triadin. The record is from RefSeq and is a predicted model, not a curated record. The coding region runs from base 274 to 1158 and encodes 294 amino acids. The transcript has 8 exons. Gene Ontology annotation, biological process: regulation of release of sequestered calcium ion into cytosol by sarcoplasmic reticulum; heart contraction; regulation of cardiac muscle cell membrane potential. Gene Ontology annotation, cellular component: plasma membrane; sarcoplasmic reticulum; junctional sarcoplasmic reticulum membrane. Gene Ontology annotation, molecular function: signaling receptor binding. Lineage: Eukaryota; Metazoa; Chordata; Mammalia; Proboscidea; Elephantidae.
GGGAGAUGAGGCUAUUUUUGUUCAAAGCUGAUACUUCUGCCUGAGCCACAAGUACUGCUUGGAAAGGGCUCAGGUUGUUUCCAGGGGGAGAACUCUGCGGAGAAGAGACAAAGUUCAACAGAACAACAAAGAAGCAGCAGAAACAGCCAGGAAAACGGAGAGCCCUCACGUUUCAGCACAGAAACCCCUAUCAGAGUUCUCGAAUUCUAAAGUAUUCUGCCAAGUGCCAUUUAACUGGAAAUUUUCACCUGACUUUUACUUUCGACGACCACUAUGACUGAGAUCACCUCUGAAGGAAAUGCAUCAACAACUACAACUGUGAUAGACAGCAAAAAUGGAUCAGUGCCCAGAUCCCCUGGAAAAGUGCUGAAGAGGACAGUCACAGAAGACAUAGUGACGACAUUCAGCUCCCCGGCAGCCUGGCUCCUGGUCAUUGCUCUCAUAAUCACGUGGUCAGCUGUUGCAGUUGUUAUGUUUGAUUUAGUGGAUUACAAAAAUUUUUCAGCAAGCUCUCUUUCCAAGAUUGGCUCAGAUCCUAUAAAACUCGUACACGAUGCUGUGGAGGAAACCACAGACCGGAUCUAUGGCUUCUUUGCUUUGUUGUCUGACAUCAUCUCAUCUGAGGAUGAAGAAGAUGAUGCUGAUGAUGGAGACGAGGACACUGGUAAAGGGGAAAUAGAGGAGCCUCCCUUGAAAAAAAAAGAAAUACACAAAGAAAAGGCUGAAAAGCAGGAGAAACUUGAAAAGAAAAUACCAAUUAAAGUUACACACAGAGAAAAAGAAAAGCCCAAAGGAAAAGAAAAAGAAAAGGGAAAAGAAAAAGAAAAACCUGAAAAGAAAGCAACUCACAAGGAAAAAAUUGAGAAAAAAGAAAAACCAGAAGCAAAGACAGUUGCAAAAGAAGAGAAGAAAGCUAAAACUAAGGAAAAGACUGAAGAAAAGACUAAAAAGGAAGUGAAAGGCGGAAAACAGGAGAAAGUGAAGCAAACAGCUGCAAAAGUAAAAGAAGUGCAAAAAACACCACCUAAACCCAAAGACAAAGACAAGGUCGACAAAGAGACUGCGGUGGUGUCAAAACAUGAACAGAAAGGUAAACACUCAGAGGAGGAGGCUGCCAGAGGUUCUAAGAGGAUAUUGGGCAAGACACAGACACAGUGAAAUAAAAAGCUGGCAAAGACCAAAGCCAGACUUCAAAAGGGGUAACAAACUUAUAUAAGUAAAUAUACCCAGAUGGAAAUAUAAUAAAUUGAGUAUUAAAAUUUAUUAGUAGAAAUACUAAUAUGUGUUCACAUACCUAAAAAUGCAUUUUGAAGUAUUUUUAAAAGAGGGCUUGACUUAGCAUCUGGAAUUAUUUAAGGGUUGGGAUAAUUGUAGAAUUUUUGAGAUAUGAGAUUUCUUUGAAGAGGCGCAAUAAAAAUUGUGUGUGUUCUACUCUUUUGGAGAACAGCAGUCCAGGUAAAAUGACAAUUUCAAAGAGCUUUUUAAGUACUGUGUGUUCAGGUCACAUGGCAUAAAUAUCACAGCAACUAUCCAUACAUUCCUAUUGCCUCUGCAAGAACACAUCAUUGAGAAAAUACCUAGACUGUUUAAGCUCAUUUAAUAGACAAAAUGUUAUAGGGAAAAGGACUC